This is a messenger RNA of Didymodactylos carnosus, 306 nucleotides long. NCBI's taxonomy places the organism in Eukaryota, Metazoa, Rotifera, Eurotatoria, Philodinida, Philodinidae. The record is from the annotation of a GenBank genome assembly.
AUGGAUAACGGGAAUGGUCAGAGUAUGUUACAAGCAUCUCAGAAUACAAAUGGUGACACUCAACAGUCAUCUUCGAGUAGUGGUGUUAUCGUUCUGAAUAACAACAAUGACUUGAGAUCGGUUGGUGGAAAUCAAUCGCGUAUUGUUACUUUGGCUGACGGUAGUUCACCAGAUCGUGUGAAACGAGUAAGUACUCGUUCCAAUAAUGUACACACACUCAUUUCUCUGGGAUAUGAUGGUUUAAUUUUGUUUCCUCGCUGCGCGUGUUAAAAAUUCUAAAAAACUACGAUUUUUAAUUUAAUUAAA